This is a messenger RNA of Oncorhynchus kisutch (coho salmon), 1639 nucleotides long. RefSeq names its product cathepsin L1-like. Gene Ontology annotation, molecular function: cysteine-type peptidase activity; aspartic-type endopeptidase activity. Bases 1 to 894 code for a protein of 297 amino acids. The transcript has 7 exons. Gene Ontology annotation, biological process: proteolysis. Lineage: Eukaryota; Metazoa; Chordata; Actinopteri; Salmoniformes; Salmonidae. The record is from RefSeq and is a predicted model, not a curated record.
AUGAAGGUGAAAGAAAAUGAGGAGUACAGACUCAUCAUCUCCCAACGCUGCCUGGGCUCCUUCAAUGCCUCCAAGCCCUGUGGCGGCUCUACCUUCUUACCCAUGCUAGUGGACAAUGAUCUGCCCACCACCAUGGACUGGAGGGACAAGGGCUAUGUCACCUCCAUCAAGGAUCAGAAGGAUUGUGGCUCCUGCUGGGCUUUCAGCCCGUCAAAAUCUCUCCGGGUACUCGUUGACUCUGGGGCCGAUGAGAGUUUCAUGGACACUACCCUGGUGUCAGAGCUGGGUAUCCCCAUUCAGCCCCUCUCCAUUCCCAUGGACACUGGCUCUCUGGAAGGCCAGCACUACAGGAAGACCAAUAAGCUGGUGUCCCUCAGUGAGCAGCAGCUGGUUGACUGCUCCAGCGAGUUCGGCAACAUGGGCUGCAUGGGCGGUCUCAUGGACCAGGCCUUUGAGUACAUCAAGUCCUUGGCCCCUGGAGGCCUGGACACUGAGGACUCGUAUGCCUACCAUGCUGAGGACAAGAAGUGCCACUACAAGCCAGACAGUCUGGGUGCCACCUGCACCAAGUACAUUGACAUGACCAGCGGUGACGAGAGCGCCCUGCAGCAGGCCGUGGCCACCGUCGGACCUGUGUCUGUAGCCAUUGAUGCUGCUAUUGAUGCUGUCUUUUUUUUAGACCGAGGUGUCUAUGAUGAGCCAGACUGCAGCAGCGAUCAGAUGGAUCAUGGUGUGCUGGCUGUGGGCUAUGGCACUAGUGAUGAUGGCCAGGACUACUGGCUGGUGAAGAACAGCUGGGGCUUUGACUGGGGAGAUAAGGGCUACAUAAUGAUGUCCAGGAAUAAGCACAACAAGUGUGGCAUCGCCACGGCUUCCAGCUACCCCCUGGUCUAAGGGUGAGUCUUGCGGGCAUCAGUGUUUAUUACAACUACUGUAUAUCUAUACUCGCUUACUAUCUCAUUAGUUACCAUAGCAUUAGAUCACAACUAUAUCUAUAGUUUAAUAACCAAGGGCUCUAUUCAAUCCGUAUUGCGGAAGUUCAGCUUGACUGAAAUUUGAAGGCAAUUUUCCUGUGUUAGUGGAGUCUUCAUCCACUGCUUUAAUGACCUUUACAUUUCUAUCGCGCAAUCGGUAACGCUUCAGCGAUACAGAUUAAAUAGACCCUACUAGCAGUGUCUAUCCCAACUACAUAUGACUCAAAUGAUAAACAUGAUCAGCUGAUAUUAAACUACAGCUUUACUGUGUAUACUCCCUCCCAGACAGAGGGGCCUUUGUGUACUGAGUAAACAUUCCUAUUGGAUUGAAGCAGAUCCAGAAGUAAACAAAACGUAUAUACUUUGCAAGGCCAAAAGUUAAUUCCGUUUGGCAAUUCAGCAGACAUUUUCCCACAAACAUAUCAAAGCAACUUAAUCAUUGUCAUGCACAGUGAUUCAUCUUCAUUUAAGACAGUUUCCCACAGCAUGAAAAUAAUCCUGCAGCAACAGGAUAUGUUAAUUGUUAUUUGGAUGGAAAAUCCUUGUAGGGGUUGAUACAAAACGAAAAUCUAGUCUGAAAUUUCAAAGUGGAAAUUACAAACGUCAGAAGUUUUUUAAAACAUCAAAGACACUACAAGUUCCCCUGCAACAGGGUGAUCAAAUGA